This is a messenger RNA of Trichophyton verrucosum HKI 0517, 336 nucleotides long. RefSeq lists its product as uncharacterized. The coding region runs from base 1 to 336 and encodes 111 amino acids. NCBI's taxonomy places the organism in Eukaryota, Fungi, Ascomycota, Eurotiomycetes, Onygenales, Arthrodermataceae. The record is from RefSeq and is a predicted model, not a curated record. The transcript has a single exon.
AUGUUUGGCUUGCUUGAACGCGACAGGCUCGAUGAAUCCUCCACGGACGCUGGGCUGGAGACAGCGGAAAAGGCGGACGAGACGGCGAGAGAGGCCGAGAGAGCGAAGGUGACGGCGACGGCGAGGGCGAGGGUGAAGGUGAAGGUGAAGCUGGAGGUCGUGAGGGCGUCAAAAAAGGAAGAAGAAGAAGAAGAAGAAAAGAAGAAAAGUCGAAGGUUUUUUUUUUUUCUUUCCCAAAGUGGGAAGAAGCGAAAAAAAGGGAGUGGUACGUGCGUGCUUAGUCAGCAGUUAAAAGACGAAGAAAAAAGCAGAGAAAGAAGACGGCGAGGAGGAUAA